AUGUUGGUCACCAGUCCUGGAAUGCGCGGCAUCGGCUACCCCACGAGGAGGAUAGGCUGGGCCGAUUGCAUCGUCCCACAUCCAGACCAGGACGGCGAGGUGCUACAUGCUCGGAGUCUCAGCGCUCGUUCCGCACGACCUCGACAACGUAACAGCAGGUUCCGCAGACGGCGACCACUCUGGGACGCAGCUGAGGCUCUGGGCCUAAGCGGCCUGCUUCGCCGGACUGGCAGGCUCAUACGGCCUUGGCGGAAGUGUGGUGCCAAGUGGAAGCAGCGGGUUGCGCCUGUCCUAGCCAGAAAUUGGCAGGAGUGGGGUGCCCCGCGCUGGGCGAGGGAAGCAUUGGGGCUGCUUCUUCGCCGGCCCUUUUUUUCACAGGUUCUGUCCACGAAGAGCAGGGCUGAAGCGCUCAGCUUGCUCUUUCUCUUCGUUGCCAAAGGCUCUCCCAACCGCGACCAGAUCAACGCGCCACACAGGAAACGGAGAGAUUCUGUCGCCCGCUGCCUGUCAGGUGCCAUCUGGCGGUCUCCAGGCACCCCAUACCAGGAUCGGGCUGCAGCGCUGCUUUUCGAGGAUGGCCGUUCCUGGCUGCUGGAUUCCGAUGUCAUCGUCUCAUCGGUGGGAAGGCUGCCAAGUGAGAGCUCAUUGCUGACACACGUCUGGAAAGCUGGCAAGUCGAACUCUGGUGGCGUGCGGGAAGUGGUCUCGCCUCGUUCCGAUGGCUUGGAAGCUGCGGCUUACAGGCUGUUUCGCUCCCUGGGGUCGCCCGCCGGGAGUGCCUUGAUCCUGCUGGACGACCAGCAUCCUCCACUGCCCCUGGUGGAGCACGGUCAGUCUCGGAUCAGGCGAGCGCUCUUCUUGAUCGGGUGUCCAGCUGGGCUGAGCCCAUCGCAGGAGCAUGCUUUUGCACGUGCGGCGCGUUGUGCCGGUUGGCAGGUCCUUCGGCUGCGCUUGGGCAAAGCAUCCGAGUUUGCCUCGAAGAUGGUUCUACGACUUCAGGUUUGGCACUCGUGUGGACGCCUUCUACCAUCCCUCGAUGCCAUGACAGUACCUGGAGGUGGACAUGGAAAGACCGAAGGACCCUUCUUGCCGUGGCCAUCGCAGCGCAACCUGGCAACAGACUAUGAUAGCGGCGCUCUGACCAAGGUUGCGGUCCAUUUCCUUGUGCCCAUUGAAGCAGAGCUGUCCGAACUCUUGGACCGCAAGGGCCCACACUCCUCGGCUGCUCGUGAUGCGCUUGCCCUGGCAACGCGCAGUGCUGUGGCAGCUGUUUGCCACUCAAAGGGCGGAUGGCGCGGCUGCCAGAUCACUUUGUGCUUUCGAUGCGGAGGCAUGAUCACUAUCCGCGGCAGGCUUGCGGACAGACUGGUCCACACGUCUCUCGCACUCAGCGAGCGUGUUUUCCUCAAAGAGCUGAAGAAAUCUGGGCUGAAACAGCAGGAGGAAGCCUCCAGCGGGAUAAGAGUGCACAGAGGCCAGAAGAUCAGCUGUGGAGGCGCGGUGGUGUUGGACCUCGCUGCGAACGGAAGCUCGCGCGUGCCAGCUCUUCCAAACAAGGAUUCAGCUUUGAAUGCUAUUCACCCAGCUGAGAAGCUCAGGGCUGCACUGGGGCAGCGACCUGAAUCCUUCUUCGUCGAUCUCGGGACUAAAAAAGUCACCGCUGCACCACACCAUGUCGCGGCAGCUCUGCGUGGGUGUGAACGGGCCAAUGCACCAGAGGUCAUUGGCAUCCUCCAGAGCGCCCUCCUGGGCGAGGAGUCUUCAUCCAUGGAAAUUCUGCGAACCGUGCUCAAGACACCCAGGCCCUAA
Molecule: messenger RNA, 1809 nt
Organism: Symbiodinium sp. CCMP2456
Lineage: Eukaryota; Dinophyceae; Suessiales; Symbiodiniaceae
Source: the annotation of a GenBank genome assembly